Messenger RNA from Lagenorhynchus albirostris (white-beaked dolphin), 768 nucleotides. RefSeq names its product CREB-regulated transcription coactivator 3-like. Gene Ontology annotation, cellular component: nucleus; cytoplasm. The coding region runs from base 1 to 768 and encodes 255 amino acids. Gene Ontology annotation, molecular function: cAMP response element binding protein binding. NCBI's taxonomy places the organism in Eukaryota, Metazoa, Chordata, Mammalia, Artiodactyla, Delphinidae. Gene Ontology annotation, biological process: positive regulation of transcription by RNA polymerase II. The transcript is spliced from 6 exons. The record is from RefSeq and is a predicted model, not a curated record.
AUGGUGUCCUCAGAUCGAAGCCCGCUCUCCUUCCUGCCCACAGAAGCUCAAGCCCAAGUGUCACCCCCACCCCCUUACCCCACGCCCCAGGACCUCCCCCAGCCUCUGCUGCAGCAGCCCCAGGCAGCCCCAUCGCUGCCCCAGUCAGACUUCCAGCUCCUCGCGGCCCAGGGCUCAUCUUUGACCAGCUUCUUCCCAGAUGUGAGCUUUGAGCAGCAGUCCGUGAGGCCGGGCCCAGCCUUUACUCAGCAGCUGUCCCUGGUGCAACAGGGUCCCCGAGAACCACAGGACUCCUUUCAUUUGAGACCAAACCUGUAUUCCAACUGUGGGAAUUUCCCAAACACCAUCCUGACAGAAGACUCGAGCACCAGCCUGUUCAUAGACCUCGGCAGUGCUCUGGCAGGCAUGCCCGAGGUCAGCCUAAACGUGGACACUCCGUUUCCAUUGCAAGAAGAGCUCCAGAUCGAACCCCUGAGCCUGGACGGACUCAGCAUGUUAAGUGAUUCCAGCCCGGGCCUGCUCGACCUCUCUACUGAAGAGACGUUUCGAGCUGACCGACUGUUGAAGGCCUUCCCUGACCACUUCUCUGUCCCUCUGGGGGCUCCACAUGAGGCCAAGCCUGGUCUGCGUGAUGCUAUCCCAGGUAACAGCUGCUCGACUGGGAAAGGAAGCUACAUCCGGAUUGCAGACAUUCCCGUCGAGUACAUGGGGACGCCUCGAGGGAGCCAGGCCGUUGCUGCCCUCAUCUCUGGUGUUGGAACCAGCUGA